AUGGGCGGAGACAUUUGGCUAACACCUCGCCUCCAGCUAUGUUUGGCUCACUACUGCGACACUCACGGCCCGACGCCGUUGAUGGUGACUGAGGGCCUGCGCAACCCCUGCACCAUCUGCUUCGAGGACCCGGCGGCGAGCCCGAGGGCGGCCAAGUCUCCUGGCGACGUCCGCCCACGCUCCGGCGCGCCCACGUCGGCGCCCCAGUCGCAAGCCCCCGCGGGCGCUCUCAACGAUGCGCUGCGUGACCUGAACAUUGCCCGCAGCGCCUCUGCCCCGGCGUCGGAGCCCGAUGCCCAGGCACAACGGGCGGCGUUCCGACGCGCCGCGGCCGCAGCGGCCGGCUCGUCGUCCCCCCUGGAGACCCCGCCCGACAGCCCGCGGCCCAUGUUCCAGCAGCCUCGCCGCGACUCGAGCUUCCGCCGCACCUAUGACGACACGGUGACCAGGAAGCAGGGCCCGUGUGACAACUGCGCGAUGACGCUCCCGCGACGGCAAGGAGCCGGCAACGACUACGUGACCGACGCCCAGGGCCCGACGCUGCGAACGCGCACCCCCAUCGAGCGCGUCUUUGGCGCCGGACCAGCGUCGCCCCCGAGUUCGCAGUCGUCUAGCGACACGGAUGGGGACCGCGAGGCGACGCGGCGCAUCCGCAGCCGGCGGGCCGCACCGGCGAGUUCGCGGACGACGUCGUGCUCGAGCACAUCGACGUCCUCCGGGCGGUCGGCACAUCACUUUCACUACGUCAGCUACACAUCGACACACGAGCCCAUCCUCGCCGACUCCUUCUCCCUGGUGCGCGCCUCAUGUCUGAGAGCCCUAUCGUUUGAGACGCUACCCCGGGCUCCCUCAACUUCGACGCCGACGUCCUCUCCCCAAGUGAACUCGCCGUCGUUUGUCACGACGCAGAGCCCCGGGUCAGCGGCCACUGGCGGCGCCAUCUUCUUUGGCGAUGCCAUGGCGGGCUACACGACAGCGUACAUUUUCCGGAUUCCGGAUCUACACGCUCGCGGCCACAAGCGAAUCUACGCGUUCCUGGCCCUCAGCACCGAAAAGGAACGCCUCGCCAUGAAGACGUUCUCGAUGAUCUCGACGCACUUUCGCGACAUGGCGACGUGGAUCCAGCAGCUGGCCGAGGCCGAGGCGGAGCGGGCCCGGGAGUCGUCCCCGAUCGGCAGCGUCCUGAACAACGGCGCGGUACCGCAACCGGCGCCGUCGGCAUUCGACCCCCCGGCCGCUGCGGCGGACCGUGGCGGCAGCAGCUUCCUCACCGGCGGCAGCGGCUUCACAAGACGCAUGGGCGGGCCGGGCGGCGCGUCGUCGCUCAAGGCCCGCGGGCUGGCGGAGCUGGUCGGGCAGCCCGACUUUUUCAUCGAGCUGCACGGCCGCUUCGUGCGCCUUCUCCUGGAAGCCGGCGUCGCGAUGAGCUCGUGA
This is a messenger RNA of Purpureocillium lilacinum, 1434 nucleotides long. RefSeq lists its product as uncharacterized. Gene Ontology annotation, cellular component: cytosol. Gene Ontology annotation, biological process: positive regulation of TORC1 signaling. Lineage: Eukaryota; Fungi; Ascomycota; Sordariomycetes; Hypocreales; Ophiocordycipitaceae. Gene Ontology annotation, molecular function: GTPase activator activity. The record is from RefSeq and is a predicted model, not a curated record.